Selaginella moellendorffii is the source of this 785-nucleotide messenger RNA. RefSeq names its product pentatricopeptide repeat-containing protein At1g62350-like. The record is from RefSeq and is a predicted model, not a curated record. Gene Ontology annotation, molecular function: protein binding; RNA binding. NCBI's taxonomy places the organism in Eukaryota, Viridiplantae, Streptophyta, Lycopodiopsida, Selaginellales, Selaginellaceae. Bases 1 to 732 code for a protein of 243 amino acids. Gene Ontology annotation, biological process: Group II intron splicing; chloroplast organization. The transcript is spliced from 2 exons.
AUGGGAAGCGUUGGAUUGCCCUCGUCGCCUGUGGCGCUGCGAGGAGAUGGAAAGCUGCCGGAGCAGUGCUGCGCGAUAGGGGUGAGGUUCCGGUCGUCUGCAUUUGUGGCAAUUGAGAUCGCCCAAAGGGGGGAUUUGCUGAUUGCUCGGGGAGGCAGGAAGUCACUUGUGCGAGAGACGGUGACGAGCGGGAGCCCUCUGAGCAAGGAGGGCAUUACCGUCGUGCAAGCGCUCAAGGGCGCCAAGAACGAUCAGGAGGAGCUGCGGAGAGUUUUCGCUACACAGGUGUGUCGAUUGCUCAAGCGAGAUCUUUUGGAAGUUUUGAAGGAACUAGAGCGCCAAAACGAGUGUGAUCUCGCAUUGAAGAUUUUCGAGGCGAUUCGAAGAGAAGAAUGGUUCAAGCCCGACUUUCGGCUCUACCGCCGGAUGUUUGGAGUGAUGUGGGAGAACAACCGAGUGGACGACAUGGUCUACGUUUACGAGCAAGUGAAGCGCGAUGGAAUGGAGCCGGAUUUCUUUCUCCACAGGGAACUGAUGGUGGCUCACCUCAAGCACGGCAAUCCGGUGGCAGCCAUGGAGCUGUACGAGCAAGCAAAGGGGAUGAAGUUGCAGCUCAACGAGAAAACAUACGGGCUCGUCAUUCGAGAGCUCCAAGGUUGUGGGAAGAUUGAGCUUGCUGCUGCUGUGGAAGAAGAUCUUGGUCAAGCCUUCCCAAAGAUUUGUAGAACUUAAAUUGCUUGUCUUAAAAAAAUUUAUGAAUACUACUACUGAUGGUUUGAGAGGUA